Messenger RNA from Ostertagia ostertagi, 780 nucleotides. The record is from the annotation of a GenBank genome assembly. NCBI's taxonomy places the organism in Eukaryota, Metazoa, Nematoda, Chromadorea, Rhabditida, Trichostrongylidae.
AUGCCCAGUGAGGAAAGAAACAUGCUAGUACAUGAUAUUGAGAUCAAAAAGGAAAAGCCAGCUGUUCCAGCAAAGCCGAAAAAUUUGAAAGUGGAUCACUUGAACAGGUCGACAAGUAUGAGUUCGCUGUCGUCUCCUAUCAGCCACACGACGUCCACUUUUUUGAACAGUUUGAUCGGAUCGCCGUCUCUGGUCAGCCUCCAACAAGCGUACAACUCUACUGAUUUGGGAUCUCAAGAGCUGAAGAAGUUGGAUGAGAAGCGAAUGGAGUCGAUAGGGUCGGCGAAUCGGCGCCUUUGUGAUUAUGAAGAUGAUCGACAUGCGAUCAGUGAUGAUAUGAAAGCGAAUGAACGGAACGGAGAAUUCCUGUUGAGUAUCAUUGAGAAACACGAUCCCGGCCUUGCCAACAAGGUCCGACGACAUCUGGACCAUUUCAAGGAGUUGUUACGAUUUGAGAUGAAGUUACGAUGUCUGAUGGCUAAAGUGUUGGAUCAUAUUCGUAAUGGAGGUGAUCAGGGAGAUGUGCUAAUGGAAGAGUCCCGACUUCGAAGACGUCUGGCUGACGUGAACUUUCUUCGAUUAACGUACGCUCGACGAGAGAGGGAUCUUGAAUGUGCUAUGUCGCGUUUUUUCGAAGAAGAAGAAAGUCGACAGUGGCAUUAUUACAAGGAUACGAUGAUUCAGCUGGUCCAAAGCGAAGAACAAAUUCGUGAAAGCAUCAUCGACUCGAAGAGACAUCUACGGUCACUCCACAAUACUCGACCGAAUAUUCAACAAUAA